Megachile rotundata (alfalfa leafcutting bee) is the source of this 6548-nucleotide messenger RNA. It is a transcript of the gene Trpm, whose product is annotated as transient receptor potential cation channel, subfamily M. Gene Ontology annotation, molecular function: monoatomic cation channel activity. Gene Ontology annotation, biological process: metal ion transport; protein tetramerization; monoatomic cation transmembrane transport. NCBI's taxonomy places the organism in Eukaryota, Metazoa, Arthropoda, Insecta, Hymenoptera, Megachilidae. Gene Ontology annotation, cellular component: plasma membrane. The record is from RefSeq and is a predicted model, not a curated record.
AAUUUCAUCGCUGCUAGAUGGCGCUGCGUCGAAUAUGCAUAAGGGGGUGUACAGAUUAGGCAAAUACCUGUCAAAAUAGCCUAUCUCGAUGUAUAAUGAGAUAAAAAAUUUCUAAAAUUAAUUAACAUGUAUCGUACGCUUUAAAAUCGGCACCGUAUAUGAUGAAUAUACGGUAUAUUUUUACGACGAAAAGAACGGAAAGAUUCAAGGAUGUUGUAAUGAAAAUCUUUUUUUAUAAUUACGGAUUAAUGUCUUAUUGCCAAAGGAAUAGAAAUGUUAGAAAUAUGAGGUGUAUUUAAGCGAUAACUAUAUCGUUACAUAUAUAUGUGUGUGUAUUGUACCAGUUAAAUUUGAAUCGGGAACAUGAAUUUAGAAUUUACGAUUUGAACGUUGCAGCUGAUACUACUGCCGAUAUCUUCGAGUCAAUGUUAGAGUUAACCUUGUUCUUGGCCUACUUUGUCGGUAACGAUGCAGGGGAGCAAGCUCGAUAUUUUCAAGGGAUGAUACGAGGAUGAUGGAACGAAUUCCUUGUAUAAAGCGUUUCUGUACGUAGUUUUACUAAAUUGUGAAAAUAUUUCCUUGUAUUCUAAAACAUUAUCGCAAUUAAAUAGCGAAACGUUCUGCAACGUAAAAAAAUGCAAACAUUUUACAUAAAUACCGUAUAAAAUUAAUAGAGUGAUGUAAAAAAAGUUUAUGAAUUAUAAAAGGGAUUAUAAAAAAAAUACGAAUGCACUCGACCGUGUUUCCUUCGCGUGUAUUACGUUUACGUGCACUAUGAAUACCGUAACUUGAACGCAUAAUUCAAAGGUUUGUACGUGUGUACGAGUAUUGUUGUAUAGUAUGUAAUAAUUAACGUUCGAAGGUUAACUUUUAAGCACAUGACAGAUUGUAAAUUUUCCCGCCGAUUUUAAAAUGUCUCAAGCAUGAUAUGCGUUUGAACAUGACUCUCUGUUAAUUCUCUUGCCAUAAAUAUAUGUAAUAAUACACGAUAAACUUGUUUCGUUUAUACCAGCUAAAUAUUUACUGCUAUUACAGUGGUAACUGGAAAUAAUAUUAUUUAAUUAAAUUUGAAACACACGCUGGUAGUGUUCAUGCAGUUCUAUGUAGAUAUGAUAGACAAAACCAAAAGUUGCAGAGUGUUAGGCUAUUGGUUAAUCUUAAGUUGAAUAUAUGUUGCGAUAUAUAUAUUAAAAUGGCAAUUGGAAGUAUUAUUUGUGGAGCUGCUACUCCUACAGUGAAGAGAAAAAAGGCAAAGGUAACCGAACGCAGUUGGAUAGAAGCAACUUUUCAAAAGAGGGAAUGUUCAAAAUUUAUUCCAAGCGCCGGAGAUGAGCAUAAGUUUAUUCAAGUACAGGGAGAUAAGAACGCAGAGUAUGAUGUGAUCACUACUUCCAGAUGUUGCUGCGGGUAUUCGUAUACUCAUCAUUGCAGAGCCGGUGUAGAUGUUCAAAGUUAUACCGCUAGCAAUACCAAAGAAAAGGAUCGAGAACAAUGGUCACCGGCAAAAAACACGCGUCCAUUCCCAACUGACGCGUACGGUACAAUCGAAUUUCAAGGUGGACCACAUCCAACGAAAGCGCAGUAUGUAAGACUAGCUUAUGAUACGCGGCCAGAGCCAAUAGUACAGUUAUUGUGCAGAGAAUGGAAUUUGGGAUUACCUAAAUUAUUGAUAACCGUGCAUGGUGGUCGGUCUAACUUUGAACUUCAGCCUAGUUUGAAGAAAGUGUUAAGGAAAGGUUUAUUGAAGGCUGCAAAGACAACCGGAGCGUGGAUAUUUACAGGAGGCACCAAUACAGGUAUCACGAGGCAAGUAGGAGAUGCAUUAUUAUUGGAAAAAUCACAAAGGCAAGGUCGCGUGGUGAGCAUAGGUAUAGCACCAUGGGGAAUUUUAGAUAAAAGUCACGAACUUGUUACCCGAGGAGGCGAAGUCUCUUACGAUUGUCUUUCGUCGCCGUGGUCCAAGUACGCGGUUCUAAAUAAUCGGCAUGCAUACUUUUUAUUGGUGGACAAUGGUACUGGUGGCCGAUACGGUGCUGAAAUCGUAUUGCGUAGGAGAUUGGAAAAAUAUAUUUCUAAUCUGAAAUUACAGCCAUAUACACAUAGCAGUAUACCAGUCGUAGCGUUGGUGAUCGAAGGAGGCACGAAUACAAUUCGGUCAGUUUUAGAGUAUGUCACGGAUGUUCCUCCGGUUCCUGUAGUAGUUUGCGAUGGCUCUGGUCGGGCGGCUGAUCUCAUCGCUUUUAUGCAUAAAUACGCGUCAGAAGGAGAAGGAGAAAACGGAGAAAACGAGGGACCACUAGAGAGUAUGAGAGAACAGCUUUUAGACACGAUCAAGCGUACCUUUAAGGUAACUGCCGAACAAGCAUCUCAAUUGUACUCCGAGCUUUUGCAGUGUACACGUAAGAAGCAUUUGAUCACGGUAUUUAGAAUAACUCAAGAUCGUCCUCAGGAGCUCGAUCAAACGAUACUGACAGCUUUAUUUAAAUCUAAACAAUUGUCGCCCGCUGAACAGCUGUCCUUGUCUUUGAUUUGGAACAGAGUGGACAUAGCGCGUAGCGAAAUAUUCGUUUAUGGCCAGAAUUGGCCAGCCGGUGCUUUAGAUCAAGCAAUGAUGCAAGCUUUGCAACACGAUAGGAUCGAUUUCGUAAAGCUCCUGUUAGAGAACGGAGUUUCCAUGCGUAAAUUUUUAUCGAUCCCACGGCUCGAAGAAUUAUACAAUACCAAAGAAGGACCUUCGAACACGUUAGGUUAUAUUCUUCGCGACGUAAGGCCAAAUAUUCCACGCGGUUACAUGUACACGUUGCACGACAUCGGUCUCGUGAUAAAUAAAUUAAUGGGCGGAGCGUACCGUUCGCAAUACACUCGAAGAAGGUUUCGCGUGAUCUAUACCAAAGUGAUGAAGAGAUCCGGCGGUCAUCCGCAGCAUAUGCAUCGAAAUAGCUGCGUGAUGGGUAGCGGUGCUCGGUAUUAUUCAGGAUCCGGUAGCAAGCAAGAUAGUUUAACGAUGAGUUUGCUCGCCGAAACUUUACCGGCUAAUCGCGACACUCCGCUUUUCGAUUACCCUUUUAACGAAUUGCUUAUUUGGGCCGUGCUAACGAAACGUCAACAAAUGGCGUUGCUGAUGUGGCAACACGGGGAGGAAGCUUUAGCUAAAGCACUGGUUGCCCUGAAACUGUACAAAGCAAUGGCGCACGAAGCUGCCGAGGACGACCUCGAGACAGAAGUUUACGACGAAUUGCGGAGCUACGGGAAAGAAUUCGAAAACAUCGCUUUGGAGUUGCUGGAUUAUUGUUACCGUCAAGACGACGAUCAAACUCAACAAUUGUUAACUUCCGAGCUUCAAAACUGGUCUGGUCAGACGUGUCUUUCGUUGGCGGUCACGGCUAAUCAUCGUCCGCUUUUGGCGCAUCCUUGCAGUCAGAUCAUUUUGGCAGAUUUGUGGAUGGGCGGUCUUCGGACGCGGAAGAAUACGAAUUUAAAAGUAGUGCUCGGAUUGGUUUGCCCUUUCUACAUAACGCGUUUGGAGUUCAAGAGUCGCGAAGAAUUGCAAUUGAUGCCUCAAACUCAAGAAGAACAUUUGAUCGCUCUCGAAGACGAAAAGGAAGAUAGCGAUUCGGAGCAUGGCGUUCCGACUGGGCCAGACGUCGAGAAACGUCACCGCAGGAGCCUGAGUGUACGCAACAAAUCCAGCAGCCAACAAGGCGCUAAGUUAUCGUCAAGGAAAACUUCUAUUUAUUCAGUAUCGGAAUCCGUACCGGCUUUAAUCAGCAACGAGCAUACUACGACAAUAGCGAAGGAAACGAUCGUGCAAGAGAACGGUAAAGUACUAACAGACAGCGACGACCUGAUCCAUCGAGCGUACGGUAUUCAUUCCGACUACUAUGACAUCAAGAAUAGCAGGCCGCUGAGGCUGAAGAGAAAGUUGUACGAAUUUUACACAGCGCCCAUCACUAAAUUUUGGGCAAACGCCAUAGCGUACAUUAUUUUUUUGGUUCUCUUUUCAUAUUGCAUACUCAUACACAUGGAUGAUCAUCCCUCGUUGGCAGAAAUUUACGCGAUCGCGUACAUAUGCACGUUAGGAUGCGAGAAAGUAAGGGAAAUCGCAACCUCCGAGCCGGCCACGCUUUCGCAUAAAUUCAGCGUAUGGGCAUGGAACAUGUGGAAUCCCUGCGACGCGGCAGCAAUAAUUUUCUUUCAAAUUGGUCUGGCCUUACGUUUACGGCAUUCCACCCUCGACGUUGGUCGCGUCAUUUAUUGUGUCGAUUGCAUUUAUUGGUACUUAAGGAUACUAAAUAUUCUUGGUGUAAACAAGUACUUUGGUCCGUUGGUUACCAUGAUGGGAAAAAUGGUGAAAAACAUGAUAUACUUCGUCGUGCUGUUAACCGUCGUAUUAAUGAGUUUCGGAGUGACUCGGCAAGCUAUAUUGAAUCCAAAUGCCGAGCCAAAACUAAGAAUAAUACGAGACAUAUUCAUGGAGCCGUAUUUCAUGUUGUACGGAGAGGUAUACGCGGACAACAUAGACCCGGAUUGCGGAGACGAGCCGGGAAUGAUACCUUGCUUACCGGGCCGUUGGAUCACGCCCGCCGUAAUGUCGAUUUAUCUUUUAGUAGCGAACAUUUUACUGAUAAACCUUUUGAUAGCGGUUUUCAAUAAUAUCUUCAACGAGGUAAACGCGGUAGCGCAUCAAGUUUGGAUGUUCCAACGUUUUACCGUCGUUAUGGAGUACGAACAGAAACCAGUUUUACCUCCUCCGCUGAUUGUAGUUUGUCACAUAUAUCUGCUGGUGAAAUAUUUGCUGCGAUAUGUGACUCAAGGGAAAACAAGUACCGGCGAAACGUACGACAACGGGCUGAAGUUGUUCCUGGAAGCGGACGACAUGGAGCGUUUGUACGAUUUCGAAGAGGACUGCGUCGAAGGAUAUUUUCGCGAACAAGAAUUGAAGCUACAAAUGUCGACGGAAGAACGUAUAAAGGUUACGACGGAAAGGGUGGAAAAUAUGCAUCAGAAGAUAGAGGAUAUCGACAAGAAGGAGAACACUCAGAACGCUUCUCUUCAGGCGGUAGAAUUUCGUAUACGCAAAUUGGAGGAGUUGAACGAGCAAACGUUGGCGCAUCUGGGGGUUAUCCACCGAUUCAUGGCUACGCAUAUGCCCAACAUAGAAGGGUUGUCUGGCUUGGAGGUGGAAGGCCGACAGCGCAGAAUAUCGGAACGUUCGGAGGUUCUCUCGGAAACGGACUCUCACACGCAGCUGCCGAGCAUCGCGACUAAACGGAAGAGGCUCGUCCGAUCGUUGACGGACGGUACGUUUCUCAGCUUGGGUCAACAAUUGGACGACGAUAUGCUGAAACAUUCGGAGACGGUUACGUCCCGCGAGAAUCUUAGCAGGAACGACUCGUCGGUAAGCGGAGACGGACACACCGUUCAAGACGAUCUGAAGACAACGACGAGUCAAGAGACCGAGGUGAGCAGAGGAGACGGCGAGGGAGCGACGAUAAAGAAGGAGUCGCAGUCGGACAGUAAAGGGACGAGCAGGGAUGCGAGUGGGGAAGCGAGCAGCAGGGAAUUAAGUACGGAUCCGAGCAGGCAAACGAGUCGAGAAUUGAGCAGAGAGACGAGUAAAGAGGCGACGAGCAAAGAACCGAGCAGAGAAGCGAGCAGCGAAGCACCGACCUCGGAACCUAUCAGACAAGAUUCCUCGGAACGUCCUACCAGACAAAGCAGCAGGACGCGUUCGGAAUCCGACGACGCGAUGAUACUACCCUCUGGUAUUCCGCGAGGCGUCACCUGGGCAGAACCGCGCGUUGCCGUCAUUCCCUCGGUCUCUUCGACCAGCAGCACCCAAAGAUCCAUUCUCCUGGCGAUGCGAGCCGAAUAUACCAGUAUCACGGACGAAUUGGAAAGUUAUUGCGGUCUUCUUAGUCCGCCUCGUACGCCGCCUAUCUCUCCGCCGCCUUCGAGGGUCAGAAAUCUUUCGGAGAUGUCCAAUCCGGAGAUGGCUUGGCAGGUCGAGAACGAACACUUGCGAGACGCCGAGGAAUCCGAUUACCAACAAAUGGAAGAUCUGAUACAAAGAAGAUACAUCGGGGACGACGAGGAAUCUUUGCAAGGACCGGACGAUGCCGGUGGGGCACCGUUCUUCGUAUCGAACGAGCACAGGCAUCAGCUUCGCAGAGCUUCGGCCAUCGACGAAGAAUCUCGAAGACCUCCGCCUACUAUCAGCGUCACCAGAGAAAUCGAACAAACUCUUUCGCGGCCACCGAUUCGAGAUUCCGAGAGCUCCGAUCCGAACGACAAGAGUUUGACUACCGUACCAGCUCCAGCUUCGGAGACCAUGUGUUAAAUACAUACGUAACCUCGAUUACGAAUAGACUUUGUAAAUUCGUACGACUCGACGAACUUUCUUUUUAUGUCUACUUUUUUUUCCGUUUUUUUUUUUUUUCUUCUUCAUCGUACGUACAACGAUAUUUAGGAUUUCCUGCUGCGCACACGCAAUGUUCGGCUCGGAUCCGAAUUUCUAAAAACGUAUUUAAUUAUAUUUUUUACCAGGA